AUGGCUUCAAAGGCUCUCUUUGGACAAGGACGACGUAGGCAAUCUCUAGAUCUUCUCGUGAAGUCUAGAGAUUAAUGAAAUGGGUCGUCGAGUCAUUUCCAACGGUUGUGACGUGACUCAGUCAUUGUAUAUUAAAUCACGCAAAUAUAAAAUUUAUAAAACUAGAAAAUACAAAUUUUUGAAUAUUUAGAAGUAUUUCUAAAUAAAUAUAUCAAUUAUAAUUCAAUAAAAAUUCCAAAAAUAGCAGUAAUUUUCCAGGUCGAUCACAGGGAUGUAAUAUAAUAUCUGGUAAUUAUUCAGAAUUUUUUUCAAUGAAUACGAUUUUCUUACGAAUUUUAUAUUAGGAAAUAAAAAGGAAAUAUAUUUAAAAUUCACGAAAAAAAAGGAAAUAAGGGUGCGGGCGUCAGGAUGACAUCAGCGCCCGGCGAACGCGAAUCAGGCAGAAACAGAGUUCCACCCGGCGAUUCUUACGUAAGCGAUUACAGACGACUUAAUUAAUCAAAUUAAAAUCUGUAAAAGCCAGAAGAAUCGUAAUUUAACGAAGUAUAGUUUGGUAAAUUAAAAUCACACAAAGUAUCACUAAAUGAAGCGUAAAUUAAAUUGAAAGCAGGAAAACAGAGUUCCGGCGUCGCGACGGCGAUGCGUCAGCGAUGCAUCGGAAUCCUGAGCAUUCGGGAGGAUCGUCGUGCAGUGUCCAUGGCCUCGAAGGCUCUCCUUGGACAAAGACGACGUGGGCAAUCUCUAAAUCUUCUCGCAAAGUCUAGAGAUCAAUGAAGUGGGUCGUCGAAUCGUCUCUGGCGGCUGUCACCCGGCGGAGCGGAAAAACGGUGACUUUGCGGCUCUCCGACGGCUGUCACCCGACGGAGAGGAGCUGGAUGGAGGUGGGGCGCGUGUCAGGGAGCUUCAUCCUCAGGUCCGCGCAGCAAGAGGAGGCUCUUCAUCGCAUCUGGUACGCUCUCAGGAGGUGGCGACUGGUCUCCCGGCGGAUCGUCCUCUUCCCGACGACGGCUUGUUCGCCGAUCAAUCGGAGAUGAUUUACUCGAUGGAUUGCGAUCCUUUUAUCGCGAAUCGUUCAGAAAUUUUAGUAGCAAUGCUCCGCGAAUCGCGUUGACGAGAUUUUCGCCGAUGAUCCAGCGAUUCCGGUUGCUUAAUCCUUCACUGGCGAUCUGCAGGAAAGUCGCGAUAAUCAGUUAAAAAUAUAUGAAUUUUGACUCUAGGAGGAUUCGAACCCGCGGCGGUCGCCGGCCCCUGAACAAGGUGUGACGCGGGUUUAGUCCCACAUCGGUUGUGCGCGGAUUAUUUGGGCGAAUAUAUAGUAAAGUUAGCUUUGUAGGCAAAAUCCUCUCGCGUGUACGACCACUCCUUGCCCCACAGCCGGCUGACCACCGGUGACGUGGAAGGGGAGUGGCGCACACGUGCCCCUAUCGAUCCAAGCAAGCCGCUCGAGCCCCUGCUCGCGGCUACUCCCCGACUGCGCUUCCGACCCGCUUGCGGGCCCGGCUGGCCGGCGGGUCUCCCCAUUUUGCAAUAUUUUUAUUUUUAUUUCUUGUUCUUCGUUUAUCUCAAAACUAAGACUGUAAAAAUCGUAUAAAAUCACAUAAUUACCCAAAAAUUCACGUUAAUCAACUGAAAACCACUUUUCAUGCUUUAACACAAAUAUAAGUCUAUUGAUCAUGAGUUAAGGCUAAAACUAUAUUAUUUACUAAUUAUUAACUCAUGAUAAUGAAGACUUAUCAAGAGCCUUCGAGGCCGUGGACACUGCACGACAAUCCUCCCGAACGCUCAGGAUUCUGGUGCAUCGUUGACGCAUUGCCGUCGCGACGCCGGAACUCUGUUUUCCUGCUUUCAACUUAAUUUACGCUUCAUUUAGUGAUACUUUGUGUGAUUUUAAUUUACCAAACUAUACUUCGUUCAAUUACGAUUCUUCCGGCUUUUACAGAUCUUAAUUUGAUUAAUUAAGUCGUUUGUAAUUGCUUAUGUAAGAAUCACCGGGCGGAACUCUGUUUCUGCCUGAUUCGCGUUUGCCGGGCAUUGAUGUCAUCCUGACGUCCGCACCCUUAUUUCCCUAUUUUUAUGAAUUUUAAAUAUAUUUCCUUUUUAUUUCUUAGUAUAAAAUUCGUAAAAAAAUCAUAUUUAUUGAGAAAAAUUCUAAAUAAUUACCAAAUAUUAUAUUACAUCUUUGUGAUCAAUGUGGAAAAUUACUGCUAUUUUUGGAAUUUUUAUUUAAUUAUAACUGAUAUAUUUAUUUACAAAUACUUUUAAAUAUCCAAAAAUUCAUAUUUUCUAGUUUUAUAAAUUUCAUAUUUGUGUGAUUUAAUAUACAACGAUUGAGUCACGUCAAAUUUAGGUGCCAUUGUUGGGGAUGUAUUGCAUAAUAUUUAGUAUUUUUCUAUUUUUUUCUUAGAGUACAUAAAAAAAAAAACUUAACUCUUGUUUUAUUCUCUUUUUGCCGAUUUUUAUUAGAAAAAGGGAACGAAAAGAAGCACGGCAAGGACUGGAGCAUCUUGAAGGAGGGUAAUAGUUACUAACUUUUUCCCUCGAAUUUACUGUUUUUUAUCCAUGAUAGAAGAUCCUUGCAUCCAAGGCUAGAAAAUCUUUUCAUUAUUUCAUUCAAAAAUAAAAAUCUGAAAGAAAAAUUAAUUUUGAUGGAUCUUGAAGGAAGUACAAGUCAAACUGAGAACAAUCCUAUGGCCAUGAAAAAUCAUUAUAUCCCUGAUUCAUUUCAAAGAGCAUCUAAUAUUAGAGUCCCAUUAGCAUCCACUGUUAAAUUCGAAAUAAAUCUAGGAAUUUUUCAAAUGUUCCUUAAUUUUCAUGGUUUGCCUUUAGAGGAACCUCAUCAGCACUUAGAAAAAUUUCAUAUGGUCUGUGAUUUAGAUAAUCUCCCUCAAGUUACACCAGAAAUUAUUAAGAUGAAAUUAUUCCCUCAUACACUUAGGGACAAAGCUAGUCAUUGGCUGUCCACAUUAGAUAAAGAAUUAACUAGCUAGAAAGAUAUAGAAUAGGACUUUCUUCGAAAAUUUUAUCCUUUAAGAAAAACUCAAAAUAUGGGAAAACAUAUAUGGAGUUUUUCUCAAAGACUAGGAGAAACUUUGCAUGAGACAUGGGAAAAAUUCAAAGAUUUACUUAGAAAGUGUCCUCAUCAUGCUAUACCCAAGUGGCAGCUCAAUAGAAUUUUUUAUGAUGGAUUAUUAGAACAACAUAGAAAUAUGGUUGAUUCUAUAUGUGGAGGAGCUUUUAUGGAGAAAACUCCUUAUGAGAUUUACAAUCUUUAUGAGAAUUUAAAUGAAAAUUCUAGAGAUCAAGCCUCUUUUGAAUUAUAUGACAGGGAUAAGAAGAGAGGAAUUUAUGAAUUGUAUCAUGAUGAUGAUUCUAAACUUAGAAAUGAGGUUAAUCAUAUUAAUCAAAGAUUAAAAAAAUUAAUUUACUUAUUGAAAAUAUUAAAAAGGCUUUUAACCCUCAACUUAAUUCAAAUAGUACAUGUCUUAUGUAUGGUGAAAAUGAUUAUUCUGAAUUUCAAUGUUAUAAUUUAGAUCAAUCAUUUCACCCUAUGCAAGAACAAGUGCAAGUAGUUCACAGUUUUUAUAGAAAUAGAGAAUAUUUUUCAAAUUCUUAUAAUCUUAAUUGGAGGAAUAAUUUUUCAUGGAGAGACCCAAAUAAUAUUCAAAAUUCAGAAGCACUUAGACCCAAUUUAAACUUUGAAUUUUGUCCAAAAUAAGAAAAUAGAUUUCAGAAAAAUCAGCCCUCUCAAACCCAACCUGAUGCUAUGGAAAUGAUGCAGCAAAUGAGCCAAAUGAUGCAAUAAACUAUGAAUCAAAUGAUGUAGUACUAGAAACAAAUUAUAAAGGCCCUUGGGAAUAAGAGAGAAGAGGGACAGCUACCUAGUCAGCCUAUAGAAAAUCCAGGGAACCGCCCAACAAUAGGAUUUCAGCAUGGGGAGUCUAGUAGCAUGAAUCUAGGAAAAAACCCAUGAAAUGAAAAUGUUAGGACAGUGAAUGCAUUAAGGAGUGGUAAGAUCUUACCUGAUCUUUAUCCCCAAACAUUAGAAGAAAAAGAAAACGUAGACAACCCAAAACAAAAUCAAAUAGGAGUAGAAGAGGAUUUUAUAGAUUCUACCAAAGAAAUUUCGAAAGAGAGGACAACCAUUCCAUUUCCUAAAGCUCUAGAGCCUAGACAAAGAAAGAAAAAGGAACAGAAUGAAGAAAUAAAGAAAAUUUUACAAGAUGUGUAAAUUAGUCUUCCUUUACUCACUGCCAUUGAACAUAUUCCUGAAUAUGCUAGAGUUUUGAAAGAAAUGUGUACACCAAAAAGGGCACCUAGAGUAGAAAAAUUAUCCAUACAUGCUAGUGCAUUAUUAUUAAAUCAAUUACCAUUUAAAUUGAGAGAUAUAGGUGCCCCUUUAAUUUCGUGUGAUAUUGAUGGAUUCAUUUUUCAGAAUGCAUUACUUGACACCGGUGCUAGUAUUAAUUUAUUACCUACAAGUAUUUGUGAUAAAUUUAAUAUUUCUGAUCUUAAACCUUGUACUGUUACCUUACAAUUUGCUAAUAGAUCUAUAAAACAUCCUAAAGGUAUUUUAGAAAAUGUGAUAGUGACAAUUAAAGGGUGUAAAUUUCUAACUGAUUUUGUAGUGCUAAAAAUAGAUUUUAAUGGAAAGUUUUAUGAUACACCAAUCAUCCUAGGGAGACCAUUUUUACAUACAGCAAAGAUGAAUAUUGAUUUUCUCACAGGUAUUGCGAAAAUUUCAUGUGGAGAUCAAUCAGUAGAAAUUAAACUUUUUGAGGUAUCAAAUGAUCUUAAGAAAUUCCACGUAUAUGAUUGUCAUACCAUAGAUCUUCUAGAUGAUUUUGAUAAUCUAGAUGUUAUUGAUGACUGUGCUGGAAGAAUUAGAGGAAAUAGAGAAUAUAAAUUUAGAAGAAAAGAAAGAGGAAGAUCAUCUGAAUUUAGAGUUGAAACCUCUUCCCUCUAGUUUAAAAUAUAUGUUUUUGGAGGAAAAUAAUUUAUUUCCUAUUAUUAUUGCAGUUGAUUUGAGUAAUGAACAGGAAGAAGAAUUAUUAAAUGUACUUCGAAAAAAUAAGAAGGCUAUGGGCUAGAAAAUGGACGAUCUAAAGGGCAUUGAUAUGAAAGUAUGCAUGCAUAGUAUAUAUUUAGAAGAGGGGGCUAGAACUAGAAGGGAACCACAACGAGGAUUAAAUCCUAACAUGAUGAAAAUUGUAAAAAAAGAAAUUUUAAAGUGGCUGGUUGCUGAUAUUAUUUAUCCUAUUUCAAAUAGCAAAUGGGUUAGUCCUACACAAGUAGUGCCAAAAAAAUCAGGGAUCACGGUUAUAAAAAAUGAAAAUGGGGAUGAAAUACAAACAAGACUAACUACCGGUUGGAGAGUUUGCAUUGAUUAUAGAAAAUUAAAUUCAGUUACUAGAAAAGAUCAUUUUCCCUUACCAUUUAUUGAUCAAAUUCUAGAAAAAUUAGCUAGAAAAAACUUUUUUUGUUUUCUGGAGGGAUACUCUAGUUAUAAUCAAAUUUAUAUAAACCCUUUAGAUCAAGAAAAAACAACUUUCACUUGUCCAUUUGGUACUUUUGCUUUUAAACGCAUGCCUUUUGGUCUGUGUAAUACUCCAGCCACAUUUCAAAGAUGUAUGCUGUCUAUUUUUUCUGAUAUGAUUGGAAAAUACAUGGAAAUUUUUAUGGACGAUUUUUCUAUUUUUGGUGAAUCAUUUGAUGAAUGCUUAAAUCAUUUACAGCAUGUACUUGAGAAAUGCAUAGAGAAAAAAUUAGUUUUGAGUUGAGAGAAAUCACAUUUUAUGGUUAAAGAGGGAGUUGUGUUGGGUCAUAUUGUGAGUGAAAAGGGUUUAGAGGUGGAUAGAGCAAAAAUUGAUAUUAUAUCUAAAAUGAAACCUCUAAAUUCAGUAAAACAGAUUAGAUCUUUCUUGGGUCAUGCAUGUUAUUACAAAAAAUUUAUUCAAGAUUUUUCAAAAAUUUCUAAACCUCUCACCAUGCUAUUAUCUAAAGAUGUGACUUUUAAUUUUGAUGUGAAAUGUUUUGAGUCUUUUUCCGAAAUAAAAAGAUUACUUACUAAGGCACCCAUUUUACAAGUUCCUAAUUGGUCCCUUCCCUUUGAAAUAAUGUGUGAUGCAUCAAAUUAUGCAGUGGGGGCUGUUUUAGGACAAACAAAAGAGUCAAAACCCAUAGUAAUUUCAUAUGCUAGUAAAACUAUAUCCGAUGCUCAAUUAAAUUAUACCACGACUGAAAAAGAGUUGUUAGCUAUAGUCUUUUUAUUAGAAAGGUUUAGAUCAUAUAUUUUGAGAGCUAAAAUUAUUAUUUAUACUGAUCAUGCAGCAUUAAAAUAUCUGUUAAAUAAGAAAGAUACAAAGCCACGUUUAUUAAGAUGGAUUUUAUUGUUGCAAGAAUUUGACUUAGAAAUAAAAGAUAAAAAAGGUUUUGAGAAUGUUGUUGCUGACCAUCUUUCUAGAUUAAGUGAUACAGGAAUAAAGGCAGCACCUUUACAAGACGCAUUUCCAGAUGAACAAUUGAUGGCAGCUCAACAUCAACCAUCACUAUGGUAUGCACAUAUUGUUAAUUUUCUGGUUUCUAGAAAAACUCCAGAAUAGUGGGAUAAGAACAUAAAACAUUAUUUCUUUUCUAAGAUUAGAAAUUAUUUUUGGCAUAAUCUUGGUUUAUAUUACUUGGGCAAUGAUCAAAUUUUAAGGAGAUGUGUUCCUGAAGAAGAAUAUCAUAGCAUUAUUAACAUGUGCCAUUCAUCUAACUGUGGAGGACAUUUCUCUGGAUGAAAAACAGCUGCAAAAAUUUUUCAGUGUGGUUUUUAUUGGCCUACAAUCAUUAGAGAUUCUAUAGAAUUUAGUAGAACAUGUAUUUCAUGCCAAUCUAUAGGUAACAUGAGUAAAAAAGAUGAAAUGCCCAUGAGUAACAUGUCAGUAGUCGAAAUCUUUGAUGUAUGGGGAAUUAGAUUUCAUGGGUCCCUUCCCAUCAGCUGAAAAAUAUGAAUAUAUUUUGCUUGCUGUGAUUAUGUGUUGAAGUGGGUAGAAGCUACUCCUACUAGAACUAAUGAUCAUAAAAUCGUGAUGAAAUUUGUGCAGGAAAAUAUUUUUUCGAGAUUUGGAUGUCCUAAAGUGAUUAUUAGUGAUGGAAGAACACAUUUUACAAAUAAACAUUUUAGGGAACUAUUGAAAAAGAAUGGAGUACACUAUAGAGUAGCCACUCCAUAUCAUCCCCAAACAAAUGGGCAAGCUGAAGUAGUAAAUAGGGACAUUUAGAGAAUUUUGAGAAAAAUAGUUAGACCAGAUAGGAAAGAUUAGCCCACGAAAUUAUAAGAUGCAUUAUGGGCUUAUAGAACAGCUUAUAAAAAUUCCAUAGGUAUGUCCCCAUUUCGUCUCAUUUUUGGAAAGCCAUGUCAUCUUCUUGUGGAAAUAGAGCAUAAAGCAUUAUGGGCUAUAAAAAAUUUAUGUAUGGAUGAGAAAUCAGCUGGUGGGCAUAGAAUUUUUCAGCUACAUGAAUUAGAGGAGUUGAGGAAUGAAGCUUAUGAAAAUCAUAGAAUAUAUAAAGAAAAAACUAAAACUUUCCAUGAUAAAUACAUUAGCAAAAAAAAAAUUGAUGUUGGACAAAAAGUGUGGUUAUAUGAUUCUAGGCUGAAAUUAUUCCCAGGAAAAUUAAAAUCAAAAUGGAAAGGGCCUUAUGUGGUGGAAGAGACAUAUGAUCAUGGGGCUGUAAUGAUUAAAGAUCCUAAAAGUGAUCAUAACUUUAAGGUAAAUGGACAACGGCUUAAACAUUAUAUAGAACAUGAACGCCUUGCAGAAAAAGAAAUUUUAUUAUUAAAAGAAAUUCAAGAGUAAGACCAAGGAGUCUAGCUGGAGACAUUAAAUUCAGCACUACAUGGAAGGCAACCCAUGGUUUUUAUUUCAUUCUGUUUGAUUUUUUUUUAAGCUCUAUUUUUCUUAGAAUUUCGUAGUACUUGUUUCUGUAUUUGUUUUUAUUUCUCGAAAAAGUGCAGGAGGAGUGUAAGAUGAAGUGGAAAAAUAAAAACAAGGUUGAGGUGAUGUCUUUCUGAACUUCAUCAUUUAUGAAAAUAUUUUUAAUGCUUAACUUUGCAGAUAUGCAUGCUUCACUUGAAAAUUAUAUUUUCUGCAUAUUCUGUUUCAAGUUUUCUGUGUCAUUGAGGACAAUGUCAUUUUUAAGUUGGGGGGUGAAGUAUUCAUUAUUAAUUUAUGCUGUAGGAAAAUUAAGAACAUGUGUUUGUAUUUUAGUCAACUUAGAACAGCAACUAAAAAAAUAAAAAUAAAAUAAAAUUCGGAAAAAUUGCAACAUCUAUUUUCUGGUUUUCUGUUAGAAACAACAAACUGUCAAAAACAGCAGACAAAAAACAUUUUGAAAUUUGAAAUUCUAGAAGACCCUUUUCUCACAUUUCAAUCCCCUAGAUAUAUAUUACUGAAAUUCGAAAUUACAGCUAUAAAGAAGAUAGUUUUAAUUUAUUUUUGACAAAUUUAUUGCUGCUAAAAAUAGAACUGAAAAUAGAAAACGGAAUUGUCAGAACUAUCUAAUUUACAAAUACCUUACAUCAUAUUACAUGCAUGAAAAAUUAAAUCAAUUAGAUUGAUUGAUACCAAAAGAUACUAGGAAGAUUAUUAUUGAGUCAAAAGAAUGAUCUAGUAGCAUAAAAUGUUGGAAUACUCCUUGGAUACAUGAUAGAUAACAUGGAUUUGAUUUUACAGAUUUUCACUUUAUGAUCUUGAUAGAUAGUAUUUACUUGAUGUGAAAAUUUGAUUGAUCAUUUGAGUUUAAUGGAGAUUUUUGCACCCUGAUCUAUAGGACUUGUGAGGAGAAAUCACUUAUUUUGAAAAAAAAAAAGAGAGAGCAAUGUGAAAAAUCUAGAAACAAAGAGUACACAUGGAGGGUGUGAGACAUCAUUCUCAUUGUCGAAAAUCAUGCAUAGAAAAACACUUGCUGAAAAAUAAGUGGAUAAAGUGAAAGCCCUGAAAAUGAAGAGUACACAUGGAGGGUGUGAGACAUCAUUCUUAUUGUCAAAAUUUGUCUACAGGAAAAGCUACUUAUCCACUAUUUAUUAAAAAAAAAAGAAGAAAAAGAAGGAAGAAAUAUAGUGCAAACUUCAAAAAUCAAGUCAUAGAAAAAGGGAAAUGUAAGAUCAAUAUUAUUCUUGGAUGAGUAUUGAUAAUUGGAACAUCUUGUAAAUACAUCUAUUAGUGAAGAAGUGAUAAAGAAGUGAAGUCUAGAUUGUUAUUCUAAGGAUUGUUUAAAUAUUUAAGUGCUUGACAUCAUUCUUAAAUACUUGAUAUAAGAAUCCAAAGUGUUUAAAGGUUCAUCAUUUCUAAUUAUAUAUUUUUUUCUAUAUUGAAAUAUGAUGUUUGAGAUUUGUAAAAUUUUAUUUUCGUAAUUCCAUUGCUAAGAGACUAGCAAUGAUUUAAGUUGGGGGGUGUGAUAAGUCUUCAUUAUCAUGAGUUAAUAAUUAGUAAAUAAUAUAGUUUUACCCUUAACUCAUAAUAAAUACACUUAUAUUUGUGUUAAAGAAUGAUUUUUGGUUUUCAAUUGAUUAACGUAAAUUUUUGGGUAAUUAUGUGAUUUUAUACGAUUUUUACAGUCUUACCUUUGAGAUAAAUGAAGAAAAAGAAAUAAAAAUAAAAAAUAUUACAAAAUAGGGGGACUUGCCAGCCAGCCGGGCCCGCAAGCGGGUCGGAAGUGCAGUCGGGGAGUAGCCGUGAGCAGGGGCUCAAGUGGCUUAGCUUAGACCAAUAGGGGCACGUGUGCGCCACUCCCCUUCCACGUCACCAGUGGCCAGCUGGCUGUGGGGCAAGUAGUGGUCAUACACGCGAGAGAAGGGAUUUUUUAAUUUGAUUAUUACGACUUUCCUGCAGAUCGUCGGUGAAGGAUUAAGCAACAAGAACCGUUGGAUCAUCGGCGAAAAUCUCGUCAACACGAGUCGCGGAGCAUUGCUACUAAAAUUGUUGAACGAUUUGCGAUAAAAGGAUUGCGAAUCCAUCGAGUAAAUCAUCUCCGAUUGAUCAACGAACAAGCCAUCAUCAGGGAACAGGACGAUCCACUAGGAGACCAGUUGCCACCUCCUGAGAGUAUACCAAAUGCGAUGAAGAGCCUCCUCUUGCUGCGCAAACUUGAGGAUGAAGCUCCCUGACAUGUGCCCCACCUCCAUCCAGCUCCUCUCUGUCGGGUGACAGCUGCCAGAGAUGAUUCGAUGACCCACUUCAUUGAUCUCUAGACUUCGCGAGAAGAUCUAGAGAUUGCCCACGUUGUCUUUGUCCAAGGAGAGCCUUCGAGGCUGUGGACACUGCACAACGAUCCUCCCAAACGCUCAGGAUUCCAGUGCAUCGCCGACGCAUUGCCAUCGCGAUGCUGGAACUUUGUUUUCCUGCUUUCAAUUUAAUUUACACUUCAUUUAGUGAUACUUUGUGUGAUUUUAAUUUACCAAACUAUACUUUGUUCAAUUAUGAUUCUUUUGGCUUUUACAGAUCUUAAUUUGAUUAAUUAAGUCGUUUGUAAUUGCUUACGUAAGAAUCACCAGGCAGAACUCUGUUUCCGCCUGAUUCGCGUUCGCCCGGCACUGACAUCAUCUUGACGUCCGCACCCUUAUUUCCCUAUUUUUUAUGAAUUUUAAAUAUAUUUCCUUUUUAUUUCUUAGUAUAAAAUUCGUAAGAAAAUCAUAUUCAUUGAGAAAAAUUCUAAAUAAUUAUCAGAUAUUAUAUUACAUCCCUAUGAUCGACUUGGAAAAUUACCGCUAUUUUUGGAAUUUUUAUUUAAUUAUAAUUGAUAUAUUUAUUUAGAAAUACUUCUAAAUAUCUGAAAAUUCAUAUUUUCUAGUUUUAUAAAUUUUAUAUUUGCGUGAUUUAAUAUACAACAACUGAGUCACGUCAAUUGUCUUUUUCUUGAUGACAACUUGUUCGUCGAUCAAUCAGAGAUGUUUUACUCGAUGGAUUUGUGAUCCUUUUAUCAUGAAUUGUUCAGUAAUUUUAGUAACAAUACUCUACGAAUCGCAUUGAUAAAAUUUUUGUCGAUGAUCCAACAAUUCUGGUUCCUUAACCCUUCACCGAUGAUUUAUAGAAAAGUAGUGAUAAUCAAAUAACAAAUAUGAAUUUUUGCUUCGAGAGGAUUCAAAUGUGCACUAGUUGCCUCGCCCUUUCUAGGGAAGGUGACACGUGGUUAGUCCCACAUCGCUUGUGCAUCAAAGUGUUGGGCGAAUAUAUAGUAAUGUUAUAUUUUAAGGCAAGUCCCUUUCUCACACUUGUAUGACCACUCCUUGCCCCACAGCUGGCUGGCCAUUAGUGACAUGGAAGGGAGGUGUGGUGCACACGUGCCCCUAUUGGUCCAAGCCGCUCAAGCCCUUACUCGUGGCUACUCUCCUACUAUGCUUCCGACCCACUUGUGGGCCCGGCUGGCUGGCAAGUCGCCCCCCAUUUUGUCUUAUUUUUAUUUUUAUUUCUUUUUCUUCAUUUAUCUCAAAAGUAAGACUGUAAAAAUCAUAUAAAUUUGUAUAAAAUCACAUAAUUAUCCAAAAGUUUGUGUUAAUCAACUAAAAACCACUUUUCACACUUUAACAUAAAUAUAAGUCUAUUUAUCAUGAGUUAUGACUAAAACUAUAUUAUUUACUAAAUAUUAACUCAUGAUAAUGAAGACUUAUUGAUGGCAAGCGGGACCCAUCUUCAUCAGCUCAAGAGACACCAAUAGUUUGAGUUCAGCCCGAUCGACGCACGAAGAUGAAGGUGCUGGGCUUUCACUACAUGGCCUAGCCUUUCGGGACGACGACAUUCUACCUUCGUGAUGACGACGAGCUCAAGCUCACCCUUAUCUUUCUUGGUAUUUUCAUGUUGACUUGUUGGGCCUCGCAUUUGUGUGUUAGCAGGCCCAAUUCUAUGUGUGUGUGUUGUUGUUUGUGUCUCCCUUUCUUUAGGGUUUUAUUGGGUCACUCUUUUGAGGCCCAAUUAAAACCCUGAGGGGGGGGGAUCUAUGUGUCUUUCUUUUUGGGCCUCUCUUGGGGCUUAUUUGGUUCUUCAUUUGAGGCCCACUUAAGCACCAUAAGAGAGCCCUCCUCUUUCUCCUUUUAGGGGAGCUUAUGGAGUCUCUCUUUAAGAGGCCCAAUAAGCCCCUUUUGUAGCCUUUUUGUGGCUUAUGAGCUUGAGGGCCUCACCUCCCCUUAGCCCACUUGUGGGCCCCAUAUAAGGGGAGGUAGGACCCCUCUCAAGGAAGCGUUGUAUUUUUGAGAGAAAUUAUUGUUUUGUGAGUACCUUCUCCGUGAUCUAGGAUAGGGAGGGAAGGAGGAAGAGGAAGGCCGUCGAUACCCCCUUCGAGGACUUCGUUCCUCGUGAUGUUGCUGCUCGCAAAGUCCCGCCGCUGCCUGAGACCACUGCCGCCGCCGGUCAUCUCAUUGCUGCUCAAGAGUUCGCCACUGUCACUAGACGAAACGGUCGCAGUUGCCGCUGCAGCCGCCACCACCUCUGCUGGAACCCCGUCACGCUGUCGUGAUAAAAGGGACUCGCUUCGCCUCCCUACGAGCUGUCGCCAUGCACUUUGCCGGAGUCUCUCGACUCCUAGUUUGACUGCCGCCUCUUCCUUCAGAACUCCACCCCAAACUCACUAGGGCCGCCUUCUGCUGCUCCGCCCAAUCACUGGCCGUUCGCCGAUGAACGCCAACCUGCCGCCAACGUCGAGAGAGACCCUGCAGCCAUGCCAAUGACCAGAACCAGUCCGAGCUCCUCACAGGCCCCUGCCGGAGUUUCCCAACGCUCCACCGCCGUCGCGCCGUUUUUGGUGCCGCUUAGACCAAGAGAGCUCAACCCUCCCUGGUAUCAUCAGCUAGAUCGUCUCCUUCCUUUUCUCCACUUCCUAGUGCCACCAGAGAGGGCCGAUCCUUCUGGCGACGGUUGGGUCUCCGCCCAGCCGCCCACGCUCGGCUUUCCCACUGAAGUGCGACUGGCGCUCGGCCUUCUCGCCGAAGCACCGCUGACAUUCGGCAUUUCCAGCGAAGCGCCACUGACAUUCGGCAUUUCCAGCGAAGCGCCGCUGAUGCUCGGCCUUCCUGCCGAAGUGCUGCUGACGCUUGGCCUUCCCACUGAAGCGCCGCUAACGCUUGGCAUUCCUGCCGAAGUGCCCCUACUACGUGCGCCCUACGUGUCGGCUCCUGCAGCCUGCGUGCCCACUUGGCGCUGCCACCCUUGUGCCCUAAGGCCACUGUGCAGCUUGCCGUGCACGCCCACUAGCGUGCCCUUCGGCCCACCAGCAGGCCCACGCCUGCUAGCAUGCCACGCCUUAUGACGAUGAUUAUUGUGACUCUCGAUUAGGACCGACCAUCGACGCUGAGCAUCGCUCUUCACCAGACGUCUCUACCUUCAUCAAAUCUCUGCUCCAUCAUGACCCGCUAAGCUACACAGCCCCAAAGGUCAGCUCUGUACCCCUUCUUAAGUUUAAUUAUCUUUCGAAGGGCUUUCUCAGCUCGUCUCCACUGUCAUCAAGAGAAUGUAGAUAGGAUAGGACAGUUAUUGGAUCAUGACUUCCGAUGCUAUGCUAGAUUUGUCACCGUUCGUGAGCUGCAGCCCUAGGCUACCUCACGACAACUGUUCCGCCAUCUGUUCAAACGUGGACCGAGAGGGCCUCACCUUACCAUCGUCGAGUGUUUUCCCGAGUUGUUUUGGGUUGAUAUUGCAUAUUGGUAUAUCUGCCUGUACUUAGGUUACGUGGUCAGACCUAGAGUCUAGGGUCCAGACAUUCUUAUCGGAUCGGUCCUGCAUCACUUAUCAAUGCAAAAUGAUGGUGGCUGUUCUCAACUACCAUCUUGACGUGACUCAGUCGUUGUAUAUUAAAUCAUGCAAAUAUUAAAUUUAUAAAACUAGAAAAUACGAAUUUUCAGAUAUUUAGAAGUAUUUCUAAAUAAAUAUAUCAAUUAUAAUUCAAUAAAAAUUCCAAAAAUAGUGGUAAUUUUCCAAGUUGAUCACAAGGAUGUAAUAUAAUAUCUGGUAAUUAUUCAGAAUUUUUCUCAAUGAAUAUGAUUUUAUUACGAAUUUUAUACUAGGAAAUAAAAAGGAAAUAUAUUUAAAAUUCACGAAAAAAAGGAAAUAAGGGUGCGGACGUCAGGAUGACGUCAGCACCUGGCGAACGCGAAUCAGGCGGAAACAGAGUUCCAUCUGGCGAUUCUUACGUAAGCGAUUACAGACAACUUAAUUAAUCAAAUUAAGAUCUGUAAAAGCCGGAAGAAUCGUAAUUGAACGCAGUAUAGUUUGGUAAAUUAAAAUCAUACAAAGUAUCACUAAAUGAAGCGUAAAUUAAACUGAAAGCAGGAAAACAGAGUUCCAACGUCGCGACGGCGAUGCGUCGGCGAUGCACCGGAAUCUUGAGCGUUCAGGAGGAUCAUCAUGUAGUGUCCACGGUCUCGAAGGCUCUCCUUGGACAAAGAUGACGUGGGCAAUCUCUAGAUCUUCUCGCAAAGUCUAGAGAUCAAUGAAGUGGGUCGUCGAAUUGUCUCCGGCGGCUGUCACCCGGCGGAGCGGAAAAACGGCGACUUUGCAGCUCCCCGACGGCUGUCACCCGACGGAGAGGAGCUGGAUGGAGGUGGGGCGUGUGUUAGGGAGCUUCAUCCUCAGGUCUACGCAGCAAGAGGAGGAUCUUCAUCACAUCUGGUACGCUCUCAGGAGGUGGCGACUGGUCUCCCGGCGGAUCGUCCUCUUCCGGACGACGGCUUGUUCGUCGAUCAAUCGGAGAUGAUUUACUAGAUGGAUUCGUGAUCUUUUUAUCGCGAAUCGUUCAGCAAUUUUAGUAGCAAUGCUCCGCGAAUCGCGUUGACGAGAUUUUUGCCGAUGAUCCAGCGAUUCUCGUUGCUUAAUCCUUCACCGGCGAUCUGCAGGAAAGUCGCAAUAAUCAGAUAAAAAUAUAUGAAUUUUGACUCUGGGAGGAUUCGAACCCGCGCCGGUCGCCCCGCCUCUUCUGAGGAAGGUGUGACGGGGGUUUAGUCCCACAUCAAUUGUACGCCGAGUUUUCAAGUGAAUAUAUAGUAAUGUUAGCUUUGUGAGCAAAGUCCCUUCUCUCGCGUGUAUGACCACUCCUUGCCCCACAGCUGGCUGGCCACUGGUGACGUGGAAGGGGAGUGGCGAACGCGCGUGCCCUGUCGGUCCCCAAGCCAAGCCGCUCAAGCCCUUGCUCGUGGCUUACUCCCCGACUGUGCUUCACGCCCGCUUGCGGGCCCGGCUGGCCAGCGGGACCCCCCAUUUUUGCAAUAUUUUUAUUUUUAUUUCUUGUUCUUCAUUUAUCUCAAAAGUAAGACUGUAAAAAUCGUAUAAAAUCACAUAAUUACCCAAAAAUUCACGUUAAUCAAUUGAAAACCAAAAAUCAUUCUUUAACACAAAUAUAAGUCUAUUUAUCAUGAGUUAAGGCUAAAACUAUAUUGUUUACUAAUUAUUAACUCAUGAUAAUGAAGACUUAUCACAUCUCAAUCAACUAAAGGACUUCAUCAUUGCACCUAUUCGUGAACGUUCUUCCACUAGCAGCAUCUAAUAAGUCCAUGUCGGUCACCACUUGUCCCUCAAAAAAUCUGGAUCAAGUCAUAAUUUGGUACUCCAUGACAUGGGCACUACCUAGUGUAAUAUUUCAAUCUCUCCCACACUUGAAAAAAUGUCUCACUAGGUCCCCAUGUGAAACCUCUAGUAGCUUUUCUUGGAGCAUUCAUCUUCCCACCAAAUAGUAUUUCAAAAAUGUGGAUUCCAUCUCACCCAUGCAUUAAAUUCUUAGGCUAGUCCCCUAAGCCACUCUUUGGCUCUAUCCUUAAGGGUGACGGAGAACAACAUCUUAAAAGUAUCUAAAGGAAUCUUUGAGUAAUCCAUGGAAUAUAAGUAGAAGGCUAAUCAAAUGAGAGUCAGCUCUAAAAUUAACAUUCUGAUCUAAGGGUGCAUUAACUCUCAUAACUAGCCAACACUACAUUGGUGUGGAAUGAUCCCUCAACCUCAUCCUACCAUUGCCCUACUAAACUUGUUGGUUAUGAGCCAUGGGUGCUGAUUCUACUCUAACUUCAUUAUCAAAGACGAGGAAGAUGAAGAUGCUGAUUGCUUCAUUAUCAAAUCAAGCUUCGGGUCAACUAAGGGGGUUUUAUUAGAUGUAUGGCGGUACAUCAAUUGCGUAGUUCCACAUAAUAAGGGGUAAAAUUUUAAUAUGUCACUAAAAAUGGUAAAAUUAUAAUUUUAUUAGAAUAAAAAGAUUCAAUUAGCUUAAAAUUAAUUUUAGUCUAAAUUCAACAUGAAUUUCUCAAAAGUUGAGAGAUUACGUCAGCCAUAAAAAUCUAGAUAUUUCAAUAAUAAAGAAAUAGAUAAAAACUGAUAAUUAUAUAUUAAUAAAAAAUUCAAUCAUUUCAGCUCAAAUAAUAAUUAAUUCACGAAAUUCUUGAGUAUAAAUUAGGGUUUUAACCUAAUUUUUACCAAUUUUGAGGCAAUGAAGCAAAAUUAACUUCAUCAGAAAUUAAAUUGAAGUAAAAUGUAAAUUUUAACUCAAUUUUAGAAAAUUGCUCAAUAUAAUUCUCAAAUUGAUCAAAAUUAGCCCUAAAUUAAAGCUGAAAAAAAGAAAGCUUUCGAGAAAAACUCAAUUUUAUUCCAUUAAAUUCAAAUUAAAUGCAAUCACUCCCUAAAGUGGCUUAGUCAUUGUAUAGUAAAUCACACAAAUUUUAAAUUUAUAAAAUUAGAAAAUACGAAUUUUUGGAUAUUUAGAAGUAUUUCUGAUCAAAUAUAUCAAUUCUAAUUCAAUAAAACUUCCAAAAAUAGCGGUAAUUUUCUAGGUCGAUCACAAGAAUGUAAUAUAAAAUUUUAUACUAGGAAAUGAAAAGAAAAUAUAUUUAAAUUCACGAAAAAAGGAAAUAAGGGUGCAGACGUCAAGAUAACAUCAGCACCCAGCGAACAUGAAUUGAGCAAAAAUAGAGUUCCACUCGACGAUUCUUACGUAAGUGAUUAUAAAUGAUUUAAUUAAUCAAAUUAAGAUCUAUAAAAGCUUGAAGAAUCGUAAUAGAACAAAGUAUAUUUUAGUAAAUUAAAAUCACAAAAAUUAUCACUACAAAGAUGCAGAAAUUAAGUUGAAAGUAGGAAAACAAAAUUCCAGCAUCGUGAUGGCGAAGUGUCAGUGAUACAUUGGAAUCCUGAGCAUUCAAGAGAAUGGUCGUGUAGUGUCCACAGCCUCAAAGGCUCUCCUUGGACAAAGAUGACAUGGGCAAUCUCUAGAUCUCUUUGUGAAGUCUAAAAAUUAAUGAAAUGGGUCAAAAAAUCAUCUCCAAUGACUGUCAUCUCACAAAGCGGAAAAACAAUGACUUUGCGGCUCUCCAGCGGCUGUCACUCGACAGAGAGGAGCUGGAUGGAGGUGGGGCAUGUGCCAAGGAGCUUCAUCCUCAAGUCCGCAUAGCAAGAGGAGGCUCUUCAUUGCAUCUGGUACACUCUCAGGAAGUGAUGAUUGUCUCUUGACAGAUCAUCCUCUUCCUGACGACAUCUUGUUCAUCGAUCAAUCAGAGAUGCUUUACUUAAUGGAUUCAUGAUCCUUUUAUCGUGACUUAUUCAACAACUUUAGUAACAAUGCUUCGCGAAUUGUAUUGACAAGAUUUUUGCUAAUAAUCCAACAAUUCUGGUUGCUUAAUCCUUCACCGGUGAUCUACAAGAAAGUCACAAUAAUUAGGUGAAUUUUGACUCUAGGAGGAUUCAAACCUGCGUUUGUUGCUUACCCUUUCUAGGGAAGGCGUGACGUGACUCAAUCGUUGUAUAUUAAAUCAUGCAAAUCUAAAAUUUAUAAAAUUAGAAAAUACAACUUUUCAAAUAUUUAGAAGUAUUUCUAAACAAGUAUAUCAAUUAUAAUUCAAUAAAACUUCCAAAAAUAGCAAUAAUUCUCCAAGUCGAUCACAGAUAUGUAAUAUAAUAUAUGGUAAUUAUUCAAAAAUUUUCCCAAUGAAUAAGAGUUUCUAUGAAUUUUAUACUAGGAAAUGAGAAAGAAAUAUAUUUAAAAUUCAUGAAAAAGGGAAAUAAGGGUGUGGACAUCAAUAUGACGUCAGUGCCCUAGCGAACGUGAAUUAGAUAGAAAUAGAGUUCCACCCAAUGAUUCUUAUGUAAGCGAUUAUAGAUAAUUUAAUUAAUUAAGUUAAGAUCUAUAAAAGCCAGAAGAAUCGUAAUAGAACAAAGUAUAUUUAGUAAAUUAAAAUUACACAAAUUAUCACUAAAUGAAGCAUAAAGUAAGUUGAAAGUAGGAAAAUAAAGUUCCAGCAUCGCAACGGCAAUGCGUCGGGGAUGCACCAGAAUCCUGAGCAUUCAAGAUGAUCGUCAUGUAGUGUCCACAACCUCGAAGGAUCUCCUUGGACAAAGACGACGUGAGCAAUCUCUAGAUCUUCUCACGAAGUCUAGAGAUUAAAGAAAUGGGUCGUCGAGUCGUUUUCGGCGGCUGUCACUUGGCGGAGCAAAAAAAUAGUGACUUUGCAUCUCUUCGACGACUGUCACCUGAGAGGGAAGGAGCUAGAUGGAGGUGGGGCGCAUGUCAGGGAGCUUCAUCCUCAAGUUUGCGUAGCAAGAGGAGGCUCUUCAUUGCAUCUAGUAUGCUCUCAAGAGGUGGUGACUCAUCUCCUGGCAGAUCAUCUUCUUCCUGACGAUGGCUUGUUCGUCGAUCGAUCGGAGAUGAUUUACUCAAUAGAUUCGCAAUCCUUUUAUCGUGAAUCGUUCAGCAAUUUGAGUAACAAUGCUCCGCGAAUUACGUUGAUGAGAUUUUUGCCGAUGAUCUAACAAUUCUGAUUGUUUAAUCCUUCACCGGCAAUCUAUAGGAAAGUCACAAUAAUCAAAUUAAAUUAUGAGUUUUGGCUCUGGGAGGAUUUGAACCCAUACUGGUUGCCCUUGCCUCUUCUAAGGAAGGUGAUGGGUUUAGUCUCACAUCAGCCAAAUUUUCAAACAAAUAUAUAGUAAUGUUACAUUCCUAAGCAAAGUCCCUUUCUCGUGCGUGUAUGACCACUCCUUGCCCCACAGUCGGCUGGCCACUGGUGACGUGGAAGGGGAGUGGCACACAUGUGCCCCCAUCAGUUCAAGUUGCUUGAGCCCCUAUUCGCGGCUACUCCCUAAUCACUUUUCACACUUUAACACAAAUAUAAGUAUAUUAAUCAUAAAUUUAGACUAAAACUAUAUUAUUUACUAAUUAUUAACUCAUAAUAAUGAAGACUUAUCAAGGUGAUGCGGGUUUAGUCCCACAUUGAUUUGUGUCGAAGUAAUAUUACAUUCCAAAUCAAGUCCCUUUCUCAUGCUUGUAUGACCACUCCUUGUCCCACAACCGACUGGCCACUAGUGACAUGGAAGGGGAGUGGUGCACACGUGCCCCUGACGUGACUUAG
This is a messenger RNA of Spirodela intermedia, 19339 nucleotides long. The record is from the annotation of a GenBank genome assembly. Lineage: Eukaryota; Viridiplantae; Streptophyta; Magnoliopsida; Alismatales; Araceae.